GGAAGUCUCCAGAGACCUCGCCUGGUAGCCCAGGAGGUGAAAGCUAUGCACUGCACAGAAGCUGGGAAGACUUUGAUUAAAUUCAACCACUGUAAGAAAUCCAUCUACGGCUUCAGGGUGCCCCCAUGCUGCCCUCUGUGCCAACAGGAAGUGGGCCCUGCGAAACUGGAGGAGGCACCUGUCAGCAUCUCUAAUCCAUUUACUGAUGGGCAUCAAGAAAAAUGCUCCUUCCUGCUCAGACCAACUCAGGGGACAUUUCUUAGGGAGUACGAUGGCAAGUCUGAUCUUCAUGUUGGAAUCACUAACACAAAUGGGGUUGUGUAUAAUUACAACCAACGUGGCGUCCAGCGAGACGAGGCCGGCUGGGAGCAGAGUCUAAGCGUCCCGUUGGUGCAGCCCAACAUGUUCGGACUGAUGAAUCAGUGGGACAAGUACCUGGAAGACUUCUCGGCCACGGGGGCCUGGCUGCCUCACAGGUAUGACGAAGACCACCACAACUGCUACAGCUACACCCUCAUGUUCAUUAACUGCAUUCUGACCACAGAAGGCAAACCACAACUGGACAAGAAUGAAUUCACAGAGAAAUAUGUGAUCCCAAGGACAAGGUUGGCCUCUAAGUAUAUCACACUCCACCGGGCAAUAGAAGAGCAUGGCUUCUAUGCGAUUGACCACCCUGACCAAGAGACAAGCCCUCCUUAGGAGGUGGUCUGUGCUGAAUGCUGUGUGUGACGGUAGAGGGGACAGGAUAUUCAGGGGUCACUAUCUUUAACUGAUACUAAGGAUUUCCAAAUGCAUCUAACUAUGGUUAAUAAAAAGGUAUGUGGUUUUAGGUAUACUUCAAGUUACCGCAGUCUAAGAAUUUAUUUAAAAAAAUAAAAAUUUCCCUGGGUUUAAAAAUUUAUAUGCAUUCCAACUAAAUUAUUUUCAUAGCAGUUGGAUUUAAGCUGAG
This is a messenger RNA of Sciurus carolinensis (gray squirrel), 949 nucleotides long. It is a transcript of the gene Mkrn2os, whose product is annotated as MKRN2 opposite strand. Bases 46 to 699 code for a protein of 217 amino acids. NCBI's taxonomy places the organism in Eukaryota, Metazoa, Chordata, Mammalia, Rodentia, Sciuridae. The record is from RefSeq and is a predicted model, not a curated record. The transcript has 4 exons.